Molecule: messenger RNA, 2688 nt
Organism: Erythranthe guttata (spotted monkey flower)
Lineage: Eukaryota; Viridiplantae; Streptophyta; Magnoliopsida; Lamiales; Phrymaceae
Source: RefSeq, a predicted model, not a curated record
UAUUAUUUAUUUAUUAUUAGUGAAAGAAAAGAACAUCGAACAUCUCUCUGCCCCUCUCUCUCUCUCUCUCUUUCCGUCUUUCGUCUACUCUGCUGCUGACUGCUCUAUUUACCCUCGCCUGUUUUUUGCCUUUCGAGAAACGCUCUUCUCGAUCGACCCUUUCUCAGGCUUUAAUAAUCUUGAAUACGAUGGGAAGUAAUGGUUGUGUGCCCAUAAAGAUGUCUGAAAAUGACGCUGCUGGAUGUUCUGAAACCACUGUUGAGAUAAAGAUCAAGACAUUGGAUUCUCAAACUUUCACAUUGCGAGUGGACAAAUGCGUACCUGUUCCAGAACUGAAGGAACAGAUUGCUUCUGUAACGGGUGUCCUGUCGGAGCAACAACGCCUUAUAUGCCGCGGUAAAGUUUUGAAGGAUGACCAACUCCUCUCGGCUUAUCACGUGGAAGAUGGUCACACUCUACACCUCGUCGUGAGACAACCGAUUGCUCCAUCGCCAGAGCUUUCUGAUAACCCAGCAACUGAUCCAACAUCAAGUACUGAGAACAGUCCAUUCAGUCGAGUAGGUCCUGGUAUGGUAGUAGGAACCUUCAAUAUCUCAGACCAGGGAGAUGGUGCUUUUGAUAUAAAUCGGAUUGUCUCCGCUGUUCUGAACUCUAUUGGAGUCGCAAGAUUUGGAAGUAGCGGUGAAGGAAUUGAUCUUAAUCAACUUCCUUCGUCUGGUCUCUCUACUGCACCUGGUCUAACUGGUACCCGGAGUUCGAGCAGACUACAGUCUGAUCAAGCAGCUUCAGUAGCCGUUCCUGUUGAACCUCCGGUUAUACCUGAUUCGUUGACUACUUUGCUACAGUACUUGAGUCAUUUGAGACAAGAAUUUAUUGCAAACGGUGGAGGCCAAGGUACAGAUGAACAAGAGUUAGAAGCUGCUGCAAAUUCUAGCGAGCCUAGAGAGAUUCUGACACCUCAGUCCUUGGCAGAGGUCAUGUCUUCAGCCAGACAACUGCUUGCUGAACAAGCCGAUGAUUGCUUAUCGCAACUUGCAGGACAACUGGGAUCUCAUUCAAGUAUUACGGAUUCGUUAGAGAGGUCAAGAAUUCAAUCUAGGGCUAUAAGAUCGGGAGCUCUUUUUCAAAAUUUAGGUGCUUCGAUGCUUGAGCUUGGUAGGGCAAUAAUGACUCUCAGAAUGGGCCAGACACCGGCUGAUGCAUUAGUGAAUGCUGGACCCUCUGUCUUUGUAUCAUCGACAGGGCCCAAUCCUAUCAUGGUUCAGCCACUGCCGUUCCAACCAGGAGGCGGCAGUUUUGGUUCAGUCCCUGUUGGCAAUGUUCAACACGGCGGCUCUGGAUUACCCACAGGUUCUGGUGGUACAGGUCAUCUUCCCAGAAAUAUCGACAUCAGAAUAAGAACAGGAUCAUUAUUUCCUCGAAGAGAGGGAACAAGUGGUUUGCAGGGCCAAGGGCAAGUUGGGACAACGGCGUCUAAUAAUCCUGGAGGUCAAAGUCAACAAGAUGAUGGAAAUACAGGGCAAGUGAGGGCCAUUCCACUCAGAACAGUAGUAGCAGCAGUACCUGCAGCAGCAUCGAUGAUUGGGCGUGCAAGUACUGGUUUGGAUUCAUCUCGUGGUGGUGGUUCAUUGGGGAUCUUAUAUCCACUUAUGACAGCAAGAAUUCAACACGCGUCUGGUGCAAGACCUGAUCCUAACAAUCAACAACCACCUAUUAGUAGCAUACCCUCCUCUGAAGCAGGAGGAGUUAGUGAAGAAGGAUUCUCUGGGCUUGAGCAGUUUCUGAGUAGAAUAUUUCAGGGGGAGCAUCAUGAUACUAAUAAUGCUGCUACGGCUACUGCUACUGCUACGGCUACGGCUACUGCUACUGCUACGGCUACUGCUUCAGCAGCUCAGAAUAAUUCUGAUGAAACAGCUCCUUCUUCUUCAUCAGCAGUAAGUGAGGAAGGGAUCAUUUUAUCUAAUAUGCUACGUCACAUUAUGCCCAUUCUCGAGUCAAACUCUCAUCUACCAAACUCUGAUGAAACACAACAGGGUGAUGGUAACAGAGAUGGGGCUUCUUCUCGACGACAUCGGUGUAAUAAUAACCCUAGCUCCCAACCAAGUGCAAAACGUCCUAGGGUAUCUAUCUAUCUAUCUAUCUAUCCACUUUUAUUCAGAGUUGCAUGCAUGUGAUCAUUCAUUCAUUAAUACUAGUUACUUAUCAAGACAGACAGACAAACAGACACAAGAACAUAAUUGUAAAGAUAUUUACGUUAACAAAAAAGCGUAAAGAUUGUAAUUGUUUGGUUGUAAUUAAUGGUGCAGAGCGAGUGAAAGCUUUACAAGACUUUGUUUGCUCCAAGUUGUUUUUGGUGAGAUCAUAUUAUUGACAAUGGCAGCAGCAGCUGCUACAAGGAUUAUCAAUUAGUUAAAUAUGACCCCACCCGUCGACGACAACAUCAAAACGAACAAGAAGAAGAAGAAGAAAGAGUUAGAUAAAUAGAGAUUCGUAUAUAUAAUUUCCAACCCUUUCCUUUACCGGCCCUCUUAUUUUUGGUUGUUCGACUUUUGUAAGUUUUAUAUCACUAUUAUUAUUCUUUAUUCAUUAGCUUAUUGUUAUUAUUAUUAGUGCACUGGGAACUUAACUCCUCAACAUCUUACUCUCAGCUGCAAAAUAAUUAUCUUAUAAAUCUUCUUUUGGCUGCCA